Messenger RNA from Ipomoea nil (Japanese morning glory), 1317 nucleotides. RefSeq names its product receptor-like protein kinase HAIKU2. Lineage: Eukaryota; Viridiplantae; Streptophyta; Magnoliopsida; Solanales; Convolvulaceae. The transcript has 4 exons. The coding region runs from base 1 to 1317 and encodes 438 amino acids. Gene Ontology annotation, molecular function: protein binding. Gene Ontology annotation, cellular component: plasma membrane. The record is from RefSeq and is a predicted model, not a curated record.
AUGCUCUGGCGCUUUCCUCUGCCAAUUCAUGCUGAGGAAUCUGCUAGAAGAUAUGCCCACCAGCAGCUGAUGUUAAGUGUUCCACAAGCUUUGUUUGUUGGUGUUAGUCUACAGACUGGUGGUGUUGUUAAUUGUGUCCAAGAACCAUUUACAAUAAUCUUUCUCCAUCUCACCGAAAAGUUCCCUGUGGGGUUCCUCUCUAACCUCCAAUUCUUGGAUGCUUCAAUCAAUAAUCUCACUGGUGAUCUAUCUGAAAUCAGACACUUGAAUAAACUAGUUAGUCUACAGCUUUUCUACGAUCAAUUUUCCGGCCAAGUCCCCUCGGGGUUGGGAGAGUUCAAGAAUCUAAUUGGGUUGUCACUAUACGGUAACCAACUCACCGGACCACUGCCUUUAAAGCUUGGGUCGUGGGCGGAGUUUGACUUCAUCGACGUGUCGGAGAAUUUCUUCACGGGGCCAAUUCCGCCGAAGAUGUGCAAACAGGGGAAGAUGAGAAGGUUCUUGGUUCUUCAGAACAACUUCACCAGAGAAAUCCCGGAAAGCUAUGGUAAUUGCACAACUCUCCACCGUUUUCGAGUGAGCAAGAAUUCACUUUCCGGCGUAAUUCUUAGUGGGAUUUGGGGUCUGCCUAAUCUUGAUAUCAUAGAUAUCAGUAACAAUGAGUUUGAAGGUUCUUUAAAUUCCGGUUUCAGAAAUGCAAAGGCCUUGGCGCAAUUGUUUCUAGGUGAUAACAAACUCUACGGUGAUUUGCCGCCGGAAAUUUCUGGAGCUUGGGCCUUGGUUUCAAUCGACCUGAGCAACAAUCAAUUCUCAGGUGAAAUUCCGGCGACUAUUGGAGAUCUUAAAAAGCUCGAUAACCUUCAUUUAUCAAACAACAACUUCUCCGGUUCAAUUCCAGAUUCAUUAGGCUCUUGCGUCUCCCUCAGCUACAUAAACAUAGCUCAGAAUUCUCUCACCGGAAAAAUCCCGGUGAAUUCUCUUUUCGUCGAGGCGUAUAAUGACAGCUUCAUGGGAAACAACGGUCUUUGCAGUGAAAUCCUCAUUUCAAUAGCUUGUUUCCUCUACUUAAAGAAGAAGAGUGCUGAGAACGAAUAUCGCGAGCGGUCCUUGAAGGAAGACUCUUGGAAAAUGAAAUCUUUCCACUUACUGAGCUUCACGGAAGACGAAAUCCUCGACGGGAUCAAGCAAGAGAAUCUGAUCGGAAAAGGCGGCUCCGGCAGCGUGUACAGAGUGGUCCUCAGAACCGGCAAAGAAUUGGAGGUGAAACAUAUCUGGAACUCCGGCGCCGCUGACGACAGCUACUUUACAGUCUACUGA